AAGUGAAAGAAUUUUCAGAUGUGUUGUUCAGCUCAACAGUUCAGCGGAGGAACAGAAAGAUCUGCAGGCAUUAUUUGAGGUGAUGGUCAGCGGCUGAUUGUUUCCUGAAAGCUCUGCUAAAGUCUGCAUUGGUGUUUUAGCUGCAGUAUGGCAGAGGAGCAAGUAAAGGACUCUCUCUCAGAGAAACACAGUGUGAAAUCAGGAUCAAAUGUUUCUAGCUCUGUGUCUAUGAAGAGUGAUGGGUCAAUAGGUCCUCCACCAAACCUCAGGGAGAAAACACCAUCAUCUACCAAAAGUGUGAGAUCAGGAUCAUGUGUGUCCAGCUCUGUGUCUAUGAAGAGUGACGAGUCAAUAGGUCCUUCACCAGACCCCAGGAAGAAAACACCAUCAUCUACCAAAAGUAUGGAUAGAGAUGAUCAGACUGGAGACCUGCAGCAGGAUUCACUCCAACCAGAACAUGAUGAACUCCAGAGAGUCAAAGAGCAGCACAAAACCAGCAUGAAGAACAAGUAUGAGAGAUUAUUUGAGGGAAUCAACCAUCGAGAGACUCAAACCCUCCUAAACAGGAUCUACACACAGCUCUACAUCAUAGAAGGAGAGAGUGAAGGAGUGAAUGAAGAACAUGAGGUUUUACAGAUGGAGAAAACAGCCAGAACAAAACCCUCACAACACACUCCAGUCUACUGCAAUGACAUCUUUAAAGCCUCAGCUGGAGCAGGACAUGAGGAGAAGAUCAAGAAGAAGAAAGCCCAGAUCAAGACUGUUCUCACUAAAGGCAUCGCUGGAAUCGGGAAAACCAUCUCUGUGCAGAAGUUCAUUCUGGACUGGGCCGAGGGAAAAGACAAUCAAGAUGUAGAUUUCAUGUUUGUGCUUCCAUUUCGAGAGCUGAACUUGAUCAGAGAUCAUGAGUACAGUCUUCACAGACUUCUGCUGGACUUUCAUCCUGAACUUGAAGAUCUGGAGCCCAAGAUUUAUGAGCAGUGUAGAGUUGUGUUCAUCUUUGAUGGUCUGGAUGAAAGCAGAAUCACACUGAACUUUUCAGAUGAGGAGAAAGUUUGUGCUGUGACUGAAUCUUCAUCAGUGGCUGUGUUGAUGUGGAGCCUCCUAAAAAGAGAUCUGCUUCCCUCUGCUCUCAUCUGGAUCACCUCCAGACCAGCAGCAGCCCAUCAGAUCCCAUCCAGAUACAUCAACCGUCUGACAGAAAUUCAGGGAUUCACUGAGCCUCAGAAGGAGGAAUAUUUCAGGAAGAGAAUCAGCGACGAGCAUCAAGCCAGCAGAAUCAUCUCCCACAUCAGAAGAGCAAGAAGCCUCCAGAUCAUGUGCCACAUACCCGUCUUCUGCUGGAUCUCCUCCACUGUGCUUCAGAAGCUUCUGGAAGAAGAUCUGAGUGCAGAAAUCCCCCAAACUCUGACUGAGAUGUACAUCCACUUCCUGCUGAUUCAGAUCAACAUGAGGAAGCAGAAGUAUGAAGAGAGAGAUCCAGAGAAACUCCUGCAGUCCAGCAGAGGAGUGAUCCUCAAACUUGCUGAAGUGGCUUUCAGACAGCUGAUGAAGGGCAAUGUGAUGUUCUAUGAGGAGGACCUGAUUGAGAGCGGCAUAGACGUCACUGACGCCUCAGUGUAUUCUGGGAUCUGCACUGAGAUCUUUAAGGAGGAAUCUGUGAUUCAUCAGAGGAAAGUCUACAGCUUCAUCCAUCUCAGCUUUCAGGAGUUUCUGGCUGCUUUCUUUGUGUUUUACUGCCAUUUAACAAACAAGAGAGAACCACUGGAGUUGAUUUAUGAGAGAGAAUAUUCAUAUAAUCAACAUGUACAGGCCAGCUCUGAGAAGUCUCUGUAUGAUCUGCUCAGAUCAACAGUAGAUAAAGCUGUCUGGAGUAGGAAUGGUCAUCUGGAUCUGUACCUGCGGUUCUUGUUGGGCAUCUCACUGGAGUCCAAUCAGAGACUCUUCCAGGAUCUGCUGACACACAGAGAGGAGAGCUCAGAGAGCAUCAGGAGAAUCACACAGGCCAUUAAAGACAAGAUCAAGAGAGAUCACCGACUCUCAGCUGACAGAUCCAUCAAUCUGUUCCUCUGUCUGCUGGAGGUGAAAGAUCAGACUCUGUCCAGAGAGAUUCAGGAGUUUGUGAAAUCAGACAAACACUCAGAGGAGGAAUUCUCUCCUGCUCACUGCUCAACAAUCUCCUACAUGAUUGAGAUGUCAGAGGAGCCGCUGGAUGAGUUAGACUCUAAUAAAUUCAACACAUCAGAUGAGGGAAGACGGAGAUUGAUACCAGCUGUGAGAAACUGCAGAAGAGCUCUGCUACAGUGGUGUAAACUCAAUGUUCAGUGCUGUGAGAGUUUGUCUUCAGCUCUACAAUCCUCAAACUGUGUCCUGAGAGAGCUGGACCUGAGUAACAAUGACCUGCAGGAUUCAGGAGUGAAGCUUCUCUCUGAUGGACUGAAGAGUCAACACUGUAAACUGGAGACUCUGAGAUUGUCUGGCUGUAUGGUGACAGAGGAAGGCUGUGGUUUUCUGUCUUCAGCUCUGACUUCAAACCCCUCACACCUGAGAGAGCUGGAUCUGAGCUACAAUCAUCCAGGAGAUUCAGGAGUCAAGCUGCUCUCUGAACAACUGGAGGAUCCAAACUACACACUGGACAAACUCAAUCUGGAUCAUGGAGGAGACGUGAGGAUUACAGCAGGACUGCACAAAUAUGUCUGUUUCCUCACACUGGAUCCAAACACAGCACACACUCGUCUCAUUCUGUCUGAGGAGAACAGAGAGGUGAAGAGUGUGUUAGAGGAUCAGCCGUAUCCUGAUCAUCCAGACAGAUUUGAUGGUGUGUAUCAGGUGUUGUGCAGAGAGAGUGUGUGUGGACGCUGCUACUGGGAGACUAACUGGAGUGGAGAUUAUGCUGUGUGUAUAUCAGUGUCAUAUAAGAGCAUCAGGAGGAAGGGACGAGGUGAUGAGUGUGUGUUUGGAUAUAAUGCUCAGUCCUGGAGUUUGCGCUGCUCUUCCUCCAGUUUCUUAUUCAGACACAAUAACACACACACUCGUCUCCCAGUAGAGCCGCUCAGCAGGAGAAUAGGAGUGUUUGUGGAUCACAGUGCAGGAACUCUGAUCUUCUACAACAUCUAUAGAGACACAAUGAGCCUCAUCCACUCAGUCCAGACCACAUUCACUGAGCCGCUCUGGCCUGGGUUUAGGCUUUAUUCUGGAUCAUCAGUGAAACUGAGCUGAAUGUAGGGGAUCUACAAAUCCGAUUAUGAGAGAACAUUUAUUUUGAAAUUUGACAUGGGCGCCGCCAUUACUUUCUCCGGUGUGUGUGCGUGUGUGUGUGUGUGUGUGUGACGAACGCGGGCAGGCACAGAGAGUGAGGGGAGAGAAAAAAGCAAGUUGUGACAGCAGUGGUGAGCUUAUGAGGAUUGUGACGUUUUAAAACUUUUUGAUCAACUUAAAAUGUUAACUGAUGAUAUACAUCAAAGCUAGAUUACAUUGCUUCUAAGUCUCGUUGAUUUUAAGUCUCCAUAUAGUUUAACGAGCCAGUUAUGGCUCGUUAUCACUGACUGGUACGGUACAGUACGGUUCGGUUUGGUACGGGUCACCUUUAUCAGGCUUGCGUUUCCACUAACAAGGGUACCCUUUUGGUGGCCGUGGUGUAUGACAGAAAGUUUCAGUUGACGUCAUUCUCGCUUGAGAAAAUGUCUACAGUAAAGCUGUACAGGUCACUCACAUAUCAUAUGAAAAGCACUUCUCACAACACAGAUGCUUCAUACACAUAAAUACUUGUGUAGAAAUGUUUACUACUAACUUUACUAUGAACAUGAGUUGAUUAUAACUGCAGAUCAAUGACAGUGCGAAACAGCCUACUGUAACGUCUGUAAUUAUAUUAAAUAACUAAAUAAAUGAACAUAUAUAAACACAAACAGCCCUUUACAGUCUCCGAUAUGUUACCAACUACAGAAGAACUACAUAUAGCAGACAUUUCACCCGUAUUUAGGUUCAAAAUCAACACAAAAUAUAGCCUACAGUCAGUGAAAACCUCUCAUCUGUGUCUGUAAUCCUCAGCAGCAUAUGUAGCCUCUGUUAGACAGUAAUUCCCUCAUUCCCGGUUCAUAUUAGUCCAAAAUGUGAAGAUAAGUUAGUUAUACAUGGUAUUUUGUUCGCGUUUGCUGAAAAAAUAAUGUGCUCCUUUUUUUCCGGCUUCUCCUUUGUUUCUUCACGCUUCACUCUCACGUUUGUCAGUGUCUGACAGGAUCGGGUUUCAAAAGCACGUCAAUAAUCAAGCGCAGGUUAUUAUCAUCAGCUCAAGAAGUUUGUUAUUUCAGAUAUAAUGUUAGACGCGCGCGUGCGCUAGCAAGAAAGCAAAACCGCUCGCGCCUCAGACUGGCUCGUAAAAAACUAUGAGGCACAGGGUAAAUCUGCUCUUCUUCUUGGCUUUGUGGCUGUUCAUCCAGACGACUACAAGGUUUGUUUGAGCCCGGGUCGACCAUGGCUCGUUAUUAUAUGUAUAAAUAAUUCCGCUAUAAUCUCUCGGCUGUGUAUUUCAAACAUGGCGGGUUUUUUGUUUUCAUUCUGGCUUGUUGCGUAAGCGAAUGACGUAUCUCUGUAAACCAAUAGCGUUCAGCUGCGCGUGUGGCUCCGCCUUUUGGUACCUUUUCUCAUGUUUGGUACCCUUUCGAAAGGGUGCCCAAAAAGGGGUACGGUACGGUUCGGUUUGGUACGCUUUUUGAUAGUGGAAACGGCCAUAAAAGCGUACCAAACCAAACCGAACCGUACCACUCAGUGGAAACGGGCCAUUAUUAGUAGUGACGCAGUGCAGCAAGUUUUUCGCCGUGCUCGUGAGUGAAGCGGAUUAACAGACCUGCUGUUGAAGUCAUUCGGGUUAUUCAGUGCUGAAGUUGAAUACUCCCGUGCAUUUUUGAGAUUUACAUCCGGAUUUUUGUUAGUUCAAAUGAACUCAAAACGUAGUGGAUGUGUGGCUUAUAUUUGCGAGGAUUUUUGCAUUGGAAAGCAUCGUGUGUUGGUUGUGUUCUCUGGUUGAUCGCCGUUGGACUGGAUUGUGGCCUUGUUGGAUCGUGCUGUGCCUUUCAGGAUCACGAGGGCAAUCGUUGGGGAUCAAAGAGUAAAAGGAACAUUACCCUGCCUUUCCAGACUCCUUUCAGCGCUCCGUCCUGAACUCAAGGAUGGUGACUCAUUAUAUUAAAAAAUCCGAUAUUAUCAAAUUGUAUGAAGAAGGAGGUCUGAAUUGAGUUUGAAAGUAAGAAUACUAUGUUAAAACUUAAAUGGCUUCAAAGGUUUUUGGGUAAUACUGAGAGUUUCUGGUACACUGUUCCUCGUGCCUUGUUUAACAAACUAGGAGGCAUCCAAUUUCUUCUCAGAUGUGACUUUGACUUGCCUAAAUCUCCAUUGAAGCUUUUAGCAUUCCACCAACAAGUCUUGUUGUUUUGGAAACUAGCGCGCACACAAUUUUACACCCCACAAUACCCCUAUCUGGAAUAACAAGUAUAUUAUACAUUGGAACAAAUCCAUUUUUUAUGAAGAAUGGUUAAAUAAAAAUAUUUGGUCAGUAACAGACAUAAUGGAUGGAAGGGGAAAUAUUCUAGAUUAUAAUAUUUUCACUCUAAAACAUGGAUUUGCUUGUCAUCCAAAUCACUUUUUCACUGUUAUUAAUGCACUAUUCUCAGGUAUAAAAAUGUUAAUGAAAAGUUCCCUAUCCAAUUCGAAAAUUACACCAGUCCCUCUCGUAUUAUAUAUUGGUGAGAUUGAAAUUGAUAAUAAACUUUGCACUAAUAAACAUUUAAGACAAAUAAUUAUCCAAUCUUGCUUCCCCUAUCAAGUAUUAAGAAAUAAGUUAUUUCAUUCAUUGGAUAAAAAUACUAUGUCCUGGCUA
Molecule: messenger RNA, 5872 nt
Organism: Danio aesculapii
Lineage: Eukaryota; Metazoa; Chordata; Actinopteri; Cypriniformes; Danionidae
Product: NACHT, LRR and PYD domains-containing protein 12-like
Exons: 9
Coding region: 148-3219 (1023 amino acids)
Molecular function (GO): protein binding
Source: RefSeq, a predicted model, not a curated record